This is a messenger RNA of Musa acuminata AAA Group (dessert banana), 1363 nucleotides long. RefSeq names its product dof zinc finger protein DOF5.3-like. Gene Ontology annotation, molecular function: DNA-binding transcription factor activity; DNA binding. The transcript has 2 exons. The coding region runs from base 316 to 1206 and encodes 296 amino acids. The record is from RefSeq and is a predicted model, not a curated record. Gene Ontology annotation, biological process: regulation of DNA-templated transcription. NCBI's taxonomy places the organism in Eukaryota, Viridiplantae, Streptophyta, Magnoliopsida, Zingiberales, Musaceae.
CUCUCUCUCCAUGAAUUGGUUGCAGAUGCGACUGCGGUUUCCCCAUGCUUUCCCGGCGUGCAAGGCAGAAACGCACCGUUUCUAAUCAUUCACUCCCUCUCCCGUUCUCUGUCUCUCUCUCUCUCUCUCUCUCUCUCUCUUAUUUAAUGGAGGGAAGAGAUCGGAGCUAAGCUUUCUGUAGCCCUGCGGCAGCUUAGCCUGUCUAUCUGUCAUUUCUCCGAGGUUCUCUUUUGCAUGCAUGGAAAUUCCUAAUGCUCACAGCCAGGUAACUGUGGACAGGAACAAGCUCACAUAUGCUUCUCUACUACUCUGGCAAUGGCCAGGCAUCAAGUGGAUGGACUACUAGUGUGCCCCAAGAACCAACUGGAACAGGAAAGAAGACCGAGGCCUCACCCAGAGCAGGCUCUCAAAUGCCCCAGAUGUGCUUCGACCAACACCAAGUUCUGCUACUACAACAACUACAGCCUCUCCCAGCCAAGGUACUUCUGCAAGGGUUGCAGGAGGUACUGGACUCAGGGAGGCUCUCUCAGGAAUGUCCCAGUUGGCGGUGGCUGCAGGAAGAACAAGAGAUCCUCCUCUUCCUUCCCUUCAAAGAGGACACAAGACCUAGAUCUCACUGCCACCAGCUCCAUUAAUCCACUUCCCCCUACCUUCGUUCCUCCUCCACUUGCCAGUGAUCUCACCUUGGCCUUUUCUGGCCUCCACAAGGAGCCACCCACCGAGCAUCUGGGACUGGAAAACCAUUGCCAAAGCCUUCUUCUAGAGCAUGCCAGCACCGAGUCUCUCCUCACUACCCUCUCAACAAACAAUGGCUUUCUUGACACUCUAAGGAGUGGCUCUGUGGAUGCCCUAAACCCAAGUGGUCUAAACAACCCUUACUAUGGUUUUGGUGUCCAUGGCAGUGUGGAGGUGAAGGUUGGUGUUAGUGUGGAAGAUAGACUUAUGUUUCCUGUGGAAGGACCGGGAGAUGCAGCAGCUAGGACUGUAACUGGCCAAGGUUCAUGGAAGGACAUGGAUGAGGGGGAGGCCAAAGUGCUGAUGGGCCUCCCAUGGCAGGUGGAAGGAGAUGGGAACAUGGCUGUGGAUUCUGGAAGAGACUGGACUGGUGGUGCUUCUUCUUGGCCUGGACUUAUGGGCAGCUCCUUGAUUUCAGCAGCAAGAACAGAUAUGUCCUCCACCAUUGGAGAUGCCUAUGCCUUCUUCUGAAAACCCUAUCAUAUCCUCGCUUCUUUCAUUGUACUAUUCUCUGUUUUUUCCUUCUGUUCUCUAUAUAUUGUGGGAGUGAUGGUUUAAUAACUACUACACAGACUUAAUCUAUAUAUAUGGUUUGUAUGAAUGGAUUGAAACCUAGAAUUUUUAUUGA